AUGGCAAAGGCUGUGCGCUUUAAAGUUCGUUGCACAGUUUGUCAUGAGGUUUUUCAAAACGACUACGUUGGGAAACAUACAAAAUCUAAACACAAAGACCUUCACGCGUCUGGUCGUCAGGCACCCGUAACCAUUGAGUUGGAUAAGUCUGAUACUCGUCAAAGUAAAAUGGAUGCCUUUUUCCGCUCAACUCCUGCCGACGACUCAAAUUCCAGUGGUGCGAAAAAGAGAAAAAUAGCCACUAGCGUUGAGAUUACAACAUUGUCUGAACCAGAGGAAGGUGAUGAACCGGCAACAGACCAUGGAGAGUCAAUUAGAAACACUCAAAAAGGUAAAUUUCCGUGAAUAUCGCCUUAGAAAUAGAUGACGUCCAUACGUGUCAUACAGUACGGAAUAAUUAAAUGAAUAAAUAAAUAAUAAAGUGCGACAUUGAAACAAUUAUUACCCCUAUUUUUGAUCACAUUGAUGAACCUAUUCUAACUGAACAUCAAGAAAAAGAGGACAUGAUAGAAGAAAGUGACGGAACUAGCUCGGGUGGUGAAUUGUCGGAUGAUGGGUCAGAUGAUGCUGAUCCUGCUGGUCUUGGAGAUAUGAUGAGCAUAGGUAUAUAUUUUCAUUUUUAGAUACUUUAAAUUUUGACAUAGAAUAUAAAGUUGACAAUAUAUUGCACUUCCAUAACUAGCAAUGAAUUAUAAAAGGGUGACACAAUUCCCAAUACAGUACUCUAUAUCGAGUUUGUUCAUGUUUUUUAUUCAUAGAUAAAUCUGAUGGACAAAGUAAUAGCAGUGGUGUACAUGAGGGGUCUAAGCUAGCAACAAAUUUAUCAGGACCGAAUGAUAUCUCUUUGACGAAAGAUGAUCAACCAGUGCAACCUCGAAAGAUUAAAUUCCCUUCUCAUAUAAUUGGUCGACAGUACAGGUCAUUUAAUCCCUCUCUCUAUGAUAAAUACUUGUGGUUAGAAUACUCGGAAUGUGAAGACGCUGUGUACUGCUUUUACUGCCGACAUUUCUUCGCCGAAAGAAAAGAGCCGACCUUUGUUACCCAUGGUAUGCGGAAUUGA
Messenger RNA from Paramuricea clavata, 1060 nucleotides. The record is from the annotation of a GenBank genome assembly. Lineage: Eukaryota; Metazoa; Cnidaria; Anthozoa; Malacalcyonacea; Plexauridae.